AUGGCGCUGCGCAGCGGCAUCGUGGGGCUGCCCAACGUUGGCAAGUCAACGCUCUUCAACGCCCUCGUGGAGAACGGCAAGGCGGUGGCGGCCAACUUCCCGUUCUGCACCAUCGAGCCCAACGUGGGCGUGGUGGCCGUGCCCGACCCGCGCCUGGGCGUGCUGUCCGCCCUGACGGCAUCAAAGCGCACGCUGCCCGCCACGGUGGAGUUCGUUGACAUCGCUGGGCUCGUCAAGGGCGCCAGCCAGGGCGAGGGGCUGGGCAACAAGUUCCUGUCGCACAUCCGUGAGGUGGACUCCGUGGUGCAGGUGGUGCGGUGUUUUGAGGACAGUGACAUCGUGCAUGUGAGUGGCGCCGUCAACCCCACGGCCGACAUGGACGUCAUCAACCUCGAACUCGCCCUCAGCGACCUCUCGCAGAUAGAGAAGCGCAUGGAGCGGUUGAGCAAGAGUCGCUCCAAGGACCCCCAGGCUCGCUCCCGGGAGGAGGCGGAGGCGGGGGCGUUGGAGCGCAUAAGGGAGGCGCUGCUGGCGGGGGGGGCGGCGCGCAGUGUGGCGCUGAGCCAGGAGGACGCGGCGCUGGUGGCGCACCUGUGCCUGCUGACGGCCAAGCCCAUCAUCUACGCCGCCAACGUCAGCGAGGGCGACCUCGCAGACCCCUCCCCCAACCCGCACGUGGCUGCUGUGCGCCAGCUCGCCUCCUCUGAAGGCGCCGAGUGUGUCGUCGUCUCCGCGCAGGUGGAGGCGGAGCUGUGUGAGCUGGGCGAGGCGGACCGGUUGGAGUACCUGGCGUCGCUGGGCGUGCAGCAGGGCGGGCUGGCCGCCCUCGUGCAGGCCACCUACCGCCUGCUGGGGCUGCGCACCUACUUCACUGCGGGGGAGAAGGAGACGAGGGCGUGGACGAUCCGCGCGGGCAUGACGGCACCGCAGGCAGCGGGGGUGAUCCACACCGACUUCGAGCGCGGCUUCAUCCGCGCUGAGACCAUAUCAUACGAUGACUUUGUGGCGAGUGGCUCGUACACAGCUGCCAAGGAGAAAGGCCUCCUGCGAGCAGAGGGCAAGGAGUAUGUCGUGCAAGAGGGGGACGUCAUGCUGUUUAGGUUCAACGUAUAG
Closterium sp. Yama58-4 is the source of this 1113-nucleotide messenger RNA. The record is from the annotation of a GenBank genome assembly. NCBI's taxonomy places the organism in Eukaryota, Viridiplantae, Streptophyta, Zygnematophyceae, Desmidiales, Closteriaceae.